AACAACAGCCACGCACGGACACGACGCACGACGCACGAGACCAGAGUUGAAGAUGUCGGUGGGCGGAGCCUCCAGGUUUGACCGAGUUCGAGAAUAUCCCAUUUACGACGAGGUUCCUCCCGGGUCUCUGUACCGGGACUUCCCUCCUCCCCCGCCCCCGGUCUCCGGUCCGGGUCCGGGUUCCGGUGGGUCCGGGUUCCGUCCGGGUUCCGGUCGGCUUUAUUCUGGUCGGAGUCUGGACUCCCUCCCGCCUCCUCCCCCCUCGGCGCUGCCGGCCGUGAGCCUGGACCCCCUCCCUCCCCCGCCCCUGCCCACCCAGGCGGCCGUGGGACCCGAGGCGUUUUACCCCCCGAGCGACGAGGAGGCGGAGCCGGACCGCGACGCCAUGGACAUCAAACCCGUCCACCGCUUCAUCCCCGACUCGGUCAAAGAUUUCUUCAGAGGCAGCGGCCGCAGCGGCAAAGGCUGGAGCUUCACCAAGUCCCGCCGCUCCUCGUCUCCUGAGUCCAAACAGAACGGCCACAGCUCGGGGGGCGUGCCCUGCUCGCCGCCGCACUCGGCCCCGCCCUCGCCGUCGCUCCCGGGCUCGUACCGGGACCCGUACGGCGGCUCGGGCAGCUACGUGUCUCAGAAGGACGCGCUGCUGUUGGGCGCGGACGCCGUCGACUCAGUGUCCACCGUCCCCACCAACUCGUCGGCGCAGACGUACGCCGAGCGCGUGGAGGAGUACCACCAGCGCUACGCCUACAUGAAGUCGUGGGCGGGGCUUCUGCGCAUCCUGGGCUGCGUGGAGCUGCUGCUGGGCGCCGCCGUGUUCGCCUGCGUCUGCGCCUACGUGCACAAAGACAACGAGUGGUUCAACAUGUACGGCUACUCCACGCCGCAGCUGUACGGCGGGCUGGGGGGCGGGGCUUACGGCGCGAGCGGAGUCCCGUACACGGGGCCCAAGACGCCUUUCGUGCUGGUGGUGGCGGGCUUGGCGUGGAUCGUCACGGUGAUCCUGGUGGUGCUGGGCAUGAGUCUGUAUUAUCGCGCCAUCCUGCUGGACUCGUCGUGGUGGCCGCUCACGGAGUUCACCAUCAACGUGGCGCUGGGCGUGCUGUACCUGGCGGCGGGCGUGGUCUACGUGCGCGACACCACGCGCGGCGGGAUGUGUAACCUCCCCGUGUUCAACAACGGCGUGAACGGCGCCUUCUGCCGCGUGGAGGCGGGACAAAACGCCGCCAUCGUCUUCCUCUUCCUCACCAUGACGCUGUACUUCAUCAGCGCCGCCGUCUGCCUCAAACUGUGGCGCCACGAGGCCGCCAGGCUCCGGCGAGAAGCCUACGGGCAGGAGAUGAAGACCAUCGCGUCCUCGGCGCCGCUGUCCAUCCUGGGGGCGGGCUCUCACCCCUCUGACCCCACCCCCCUGCCCACGUCGCCGCCCGACCUGAUGGACGGCCACGCCCCCAACCCCGCCCUCCUGGAGCCCGAGAUCCUCCGAGGUCACAUCCCCGCGGGACACAUCCCCAAACCCGUCGUCAUCGCAGACUACGUCGCGAAGUAUCCGAGUAUCCGUUCGGACGAGGAGCGGGAGAAGUACCGCGCCGUCUUUAACGAUCAGUACGCCGAGUAUCGGGAGCUCCACGCCGAGGUGCAGAGCGUCGUCCAGAGGUUCGACGAGAUGGACGAGAUGAUGAGGAACCUGCAGAGCUCCAGACCCGGCAGCCAGAUGGAGCAGGAGAGAAUAAACAGCAUCUUGGUGGAAUAUCAGCGCAAGAAAACAGACCCGACGUUUGUGGAGAAGCGAGAACGUUGUGAAUAUCUGAAGAAGAAACUGGCUCACAUCAAGCAGAAGAUCCAAGAGUACAACGAGAACCAGGACUGGGACCAGGACCAGUGAAGACCAGAGACCAGGACCAGGACCAGUACCAGGACCAGGACCAGGACCAGAGCACAGACUGGGUCCAGUGAAGGAGCAGAGAUCACAAGUCCCUUUUCUUUUCAUGAGCAGGAACAUGAACACGUCUCUUUACAGCAACAGUUUUCAGACGAUCUUAGAACUUUUGUGUUUGUGUUUGUGCGUCUCUCACUGUGUCUCCACGGUAACUGCUGAACACUCCACCACAGACACGCAGGUAGAAAACCCCCCGGCCCGGACGUCACCGCGAAACAUCGAGAACUUCACUGAAAAUCUGUCUGUGCUCCGAAGAGUCUGAAGUUCACCGUGGAGGCUCGGUUUAAGUCUGGUCCUGGUCCAGUUCUGGUCCGGUCCUGGUCAACGCAACAGCAUCUCCAUGGAGACAAGCAUAAAAGUUCCAUAGUGCAUCUUUAACUGUCAUGGAUUUAUUAGAAACACAAACGUGACUCUUUUGUCCGACCUGAAGAACCCGGAGAGAAAAGAAAAGAACAAGAAGAACAUCAAGAACAAGAGGAACAAGAGGAACAAGAAAAGACAGGAACAUUAGAAGAGAGAAAAGAGAGAUUCUUUGUCUGAAAAAACUCCAUGAAAUCAUUUUGUGUGAAAGUGAAAGUGUUUGUGCGAUUAUGUGUCUGUGUUUGUGUGUUUGUUCCUGUGUGCGUUUGUGUUUGUGCAUUUGUUUGUGUGUGUGUUUGUGCGUGUGUUUGUGUGUGUGUUUGUGCGUGUGUGUUUGUGUGUGUGUUUGUGCGUGUGUUUGUGUGUGUGUGUGUGUGUGUGUGUGUUUGUGCGUGUGUUUGUGUGUGUGUUUGUGUGUGUGUGUGUGUGUUUGU
Boleophthalmus pectinirostris (great blue-spotted mudskipper) is the source of this 2730-nucleotide messenger RNA. RefSeq names its product MARVEL domain-containing protein 2-like. Lineage: Eukaryota; Metazoa; Chordata; Actinopteri; Gobiiformes; Gobiidae. Gene Ontology annotation, cellular component: cytoplasmic vesicle; bicellular tight junction; apical plasma membrane. The record is from RefSeq and is a predicted model, not a curated record. Gene Ontology annotation, biological process: bicellular tight junction assembly.